UGUAGCCAGCAACAAGGUAGUGAGUGUACAUCACACCCGGGCUGACGCGUGAUUACCAAGGGGAAAAAAUUAAAAGGGGCGAUAAACGCACGAAACAUUCAAGGCAAUGCCCCUUUUGUUGUCAGCGAGCGUUUUAUAAGUGUUUGGUUAGUUUGAAUCUACCUACAUUUUUGGAGGAUGAUCCCACAAUGAAGAACAGCCAAAUUGGGCGUUUUAGCUAGCUAAGUGUCAUAUAUGGCUAGCUAGCCUGCCUAGCUAUAUAUUUUAGCCAGCUAUCUAACGUUAGCCAUACAUGUUAGCUAGGUGGUCACGGCUAGCAAAUACAACACAAGCUAGCUACAGUACAGUAGCUUGCUAUCCUAGCUAGAUAAAGCGAGUAUUACUAUUUUUUUUUUUUUAUCUUCGUCGUGUUUUGCCGUUUGACAGCUAGUUAACUAGUUGAUGGACAGUUUCACAGAGGCUCUUUGUCACUACUUCGACAUUUUAUGGUCUUGGUUCUGGGGCGGCUAGGCAUAGCAUGAGACUGUACAGAUGUGGCAGCCAAGUUUGUCCCGUUGUCUCCGGGUCUUGGGUUGGUAAGCACACGGUAAUUUAAAUGCGUUGGAAGAGUCGUUGCUAGAGAACUACGACAUUUAGUUAGAAAGAUCUUGGUCAUUUUUGGACUGAAACGCUAACUAUCCUGUUGACUAUGAAGAGCUAGCUAGCUAUUGUCGCUGGCUAGGUGCUAUCGAGUUUAACUUGGCCAUAUUAGCUAGUUGUAUCUGCCUUGACUAGAGACUUACAAGCUGUCAAAUAUUUGGUGUAACUGCCCAAUGCUAACUCGCGCAAAGGCGUCCUCAAGAGGCCAAACUUCGUAGCUAGCUGGCUACAUUUGUUGCAUCCACACCACUCAUUUAUUUUUUACCCUUGGACUGUCCAUUCGGAUUUUCAAAGGGGAUUGGGACAAUUAUUUGCUAUUAAGUGUAAGGUGUGGGCGCCGCAUUCAAGUCUGGCGUUUAAAUACUGCGGUGAUGACUUUAGAAUCCAUGAUGGGUUGUUGCCUGAGCGAGGAGGCGAAGGAGUCCAAACGAAUAAACGCCGAGAUCGAUAAGCAGCUUCGUCGAGACAAGCGAGACGCGAGGAGGGAACUUAAACUUCUUUUGUUGGGCACUGGCGAAAGUGGCAAGAGCACCUUCAUCAAACAGAUGCGCAUCAUCCACGGGACGGGCUACACCGACGAGGACAAAAGAGGCUUCACCAAACUGGUCUAUCAGAACAUCUUCACCUCCAUGCAGUCCAUGAUCCGGGCCUCUGAGACCCUCAAGAUACAGUACAAGUAUGAACAGAACAAGUCCAACGCACUGCUGGUGCGCGAGGUGGACGUGGAGAAGGUGUGUUCUUUUGAACAGCCCUACAUCAGUGCAAUAAAGAUGCUGUGGACAGACCCUGGCAUCCAGGAGGCCUAUGACCGUAGGCGUGAAUAUCAGCUUUCGGACUCCACCAAAUACUAUCUAAGCGAUCUGGAUCGUAUUGCCGAACCAAACUAUCUACCAACCCAACAAGAUGUGCUUAGGGUUCGCAUCCCCACCACAGGGAUCAUUGAAUACCCUUUCGACUUGCAAAGCAUCAUUUUCAGGAUGGUGGAUGUAGGGGGUCAGAGGUCAGAGAGGAGGAAGUGGAUCCACUGCUUUGAGAACGUCACGUCCAUCAUGUUCCUGGUGGCCCUCAGCGAGUAUGACCAGGUCUUGGUGGAGUCUGACAACGAGAAUCGGAUGGAGGAGAGUAAGGCUUUGUUCCGGACCAUCAUCACAUAUCCCUGGUUCCAGAACUCCUCAGUCAUCCUGUUCCUCAACAAGAAGGACCUCUUAGAGGAGAAGAUAAUCUACUCCCACCUGGUCGACUACUUCCCUGAGUUUGAUGGUCCGCAGAGAGACGCCCAGGCGGGCCGGGAGUUUAUCCUGAAGAUGUUUGUGGACUUGAACCCGGACAGCGACAAGAUAAUCUACUCCCACUUCACCUGCGCCACGGACACGGAGAACAUCCGCUUUGUGUUCGCCGCUGUCAAAGACACCAUCCUGCAGCUCAACCUCAAAGAGUACAACCUGGUGUGAGAGAGAGAGAAGUUGAGCGAGAGAGAGACCUGCAUCCCACGCACAGCAGAGUGCACAUCUAUACACCAACAAAUUUAACAGUACACAGGUCUGCACUAAAAUACACAUGUGAACACAUGCACCAAUAUAUAAAUACAAACACACACACACUCUUAAUAGAUCCCAGGCUCUAUCCACCCAUGGCCCCAACAUUCUCCUGCUCCUUGUCUAUGGUUUAAUUGGGUGUGUUUUUUCAGUUCCAGUCAUCCCCCCCCAUUCCUCUCUUCCUAUUGCAGCCCAUGCCCCUCCUGAUGGCACACACACACACACACAUCUGCUCCAAGGCUGCCAUGACCUGCCUGGGUGGUUGACAGGUCUCAUUUGUCACCCGAUGCGGCUCAGGCCUCUGGGUCACCCCUCUUAAAGGAGCGGGGGGGGGGGCUUGGGGGGGUGGAGUUCUGUUUUGAUUUGGUGGCUUGUGUGCUGGUGUGAUUUUAAAGGAAGGAAAGCUGAGGUUUUGGAGAACAGAAAAGCCGGUGUCGUCGUCCCCCCUUCACCUCUGCCUACAGGGUAGGAGUGGGGGCUGGGGACCCACCAGUCUGCAGGGGGUUGUGGGUAACUGCAUAGAAUUGAAUCAGAGCAGGGGCAGGUAGUGCUUAGGUGUGUUGGGAAGAUCUACUCUACAUGGUCUUUUGAGGUGUGUGGAAAAACACACACCUCCCCCAGACUGGAAGACACCUUGCACUGUUGAAUGUAAAACGUGUGUGUAAUACAAGCAAGUGGAUGCUCACACACUGACAGAGCAAGGGUGGGAGAGAUGAAGUAAAUUGAUCUGUGUAUAUUAAGAAUUGUUUUAGUUUAUUGAUUACUACAACUGCUACUACCGCUUUCCAGCUAACUUAAGUCACAAGCUGGUCCUCCACACACUGUCAGUGCAGCUUCUUUUUGGAAAGGCAUUGGAUAUUGUUUCCAAUUUGGCCAAUAUUUUGAGAAACAGUAGUGAUUAUUAAGAGUAAAUAGUAUAUAUAUUUUUUUGUUUAAUUUAUGGACCAGAUCUCUAGAUGUUGUUGGUCUGACUCUUCCUCCCUGCUUCCAUCCAGGUGUCUCCAUCAGAUGGGGAGGGGGAGGGUUCAUACUGCUGUAAAAACAUGUUUCAUCGGCAAGUCAUUUACCUUUCGUUAGAGACUUCAUACCUUGUUGCAGUUCUGUUCCAUUUCAAUUUUGAAAUGCUUGAGAAGAUGAAUUUCCAUUUAGGGUUGGCGCUUUAUGCAAAUAGUAAAAUAAAAAAGACACUUAUCAGUGGUUGAAGGUUUAACUGGUUCGUGUUUGCAUUUUUGAAAUGUAAGAUUUUUUUUGGUUUUCUUUUUUAUCCCAUAUCUCAUCUCUUGCUUGGUUAGAGUUCUUAAGAUUCCAUAGCUAACAAUGUCAAUAGAUUUGCUAUUUUGUUUUUGCAACAUAAUUCAGGUGUGUUUUCAUUACUAGGGCUAUUACUAGCAAAGUUGACAGAAUGAAAUGACUAUAUGGAUGAUAUAGUAGGUAGGUGCAAUUUAAAGUGGUUUUCUGAAUCAGGGAGCCAGUGUUGGGGUGUGUUGACGCCAGAUGGAAGGCUAUUGCCACAGGUUCAGAGUGCGAACUGUCCAGGGACACCAGUUAGCAUUGGAGGAUGACUUCUGCUGGAUAUUUGCCUGUAAACUUUUAACAGCCCAUUUGGGCCCAGAGCAGAGCCUAGUAAAACCACAAGGUGAUGGGGGUCUCACAGCUGCCUGUCUCAGCCAAUCUUCAGUGUGCUCUUCCUUUUCCACCUGCCACUCAUGUCACGAAUCAUGUCUUCUUCAGCGUGACUUUACUCCAUUGUUGUGGGUAGUUAGUUUUACAUCCCCUGCUAAUCAUGUUUCUAUGCUUCACCUUUUGUACACUAAGAAUGACCAUGACUGGGAUUGGACAGGGGUAUUUUGUAGAAAGACGUUUGAUUGCCACGGUGCUAUUUGCACUCCAAAGAGCUUUGGGUUAGAAUGGUCAGGUGAAACUUAACAGAAAAACUUUAGUUAUCAUCAUGACAGACUUGUUGUUCAUAUCUUGUAUGUUUGGUGCCAAGUAUUUCUCAUUCUACUUGGCAAGCAAUUACCCUGCCAAGUUAUCUGUGCUCUGUUUAAGCUCUAGCUGUGCAUUUACAAGUAUAUUGAACUGCAACCUAGGGAUGUUUUGGGUAUAUCCUGAGUAUACUCUUCAGUCCCCUUUACUAAUAUGUCCACUGUAUACUAGCGUGGCUGAAAGAUCCAACUUUUACCUUCCCUAUACAUUGCCUCAUAACAUAAACACCAGAGUUGGUGUAACUAAUGGACAUUUCUAUAAAAAUAUAUAUAUUUUGGAAAAGUUGUCACAUUUCCUUUUAAAACAGCUAAUUUAUAUAUUUACAACAUUUAUACACAUAAAAACGGCAUAAAAGCAUAAAAACAGCAUUUGAAUAUUACAUUUAAAUUUGUUAAAAAGUACAUGUUAAAAACAAUCGAAACAACCAUCAAUAAAAGUACUUUUCCUUGUAAAAACAUAAAUUUAUGUAAAAGCCAUUUAAAAUGUGUACAAAUGAUUUAACAAGGUAACCAUUUUUAAGACAUGAAAACAUGUUAAGUCACUUUGUUAAAGGGCAGUUUUCGGUCCUUUGGACAGGAACGGGGUGAGUCCUUAUCAAACUCGCCUCCUAUAAAUUUAGCUUUUACUGGAGGUGGGAAGUAUUACGUUACAAAAGUUUUAAACAUGUUGGACAUUUUGUAAUGCCUUGUCAUUUGGCCAAGCCACAGGUGGAUGCAUUUGAAGGCCUUUCUUUUAAUUAAUUUCCCCACAGCCAAUACUUUAUAUACCACAUUAUUUGUGAAAUGUACGUACAAAGCAGAAAUAUGAAUGCUUCCUGUGCAACUGCAGAUGAGGCUUUUGACUUAAUUAGAAAAUUUGACUUUUGUUCAUGAUUGCAUAUGCCAGAAUGGAUGAUCUUGGUUGACCUUGUUGAGCUUGUGGGCAAGUUGUCAGUUCUCUCUUAGGAGUACGAAGGUCUCUUGUCAGAGCAGGCUGGACUGAGAUGUUGCCUCUGAUACUUUAGAUCUCCACCAACACGGCAGCUUGUUUUUGAAUUGGUUUAGUGGUUACAGCUUCUCUGCUGCUCUGUUACCUCAAGAAGCACAGUCAUCCCCUUUUGACCUGUGGUUUACUUGCAUAGGUAGGGUUUAGUUCUUCUCAUGCUGGGCUCUCUUCAUGCGUGUAACCCCCCAGUAAGUGAUUGUGCUUUUCUUUUGUUUCAUUGUACUCUUUCCUGUAGGCACCUGCAUCAGCUUGUGGUCCAGUGGGUUUGAGGUGUAUGAUGUGCUGUGUGGUUUUUCAGCCCCCCCCCCCCCCCCCCCCACCCCCUCCUCCCCCAAAAAGGUCCAGUGCAGGCCUCCCUCCCUGCUGUUUCUAUGGGCAUACAGUCAGUGUGUCGGUUUACACAUUACCCUGGUUUUCAUCACAUGGACUAUGGACAGUGUGUUGUAUGUAGCUCAGUGUUAUGUCCACCCUGUAUAGCACACUAAUUGAACAUCACAAUAACUAGUAAGAGAACAUGUAAGAGAAGUACUGUCAGCAUUAAAACCAGCACUGUGGGGUUUGUUGAAGGGAUACACUACUAGAAGCAUGUUCGUGCCAUAGACUGAAUAGCGUUAUAUACAAACAAUUGCGACCACUCUUCCAGACAGUUUCCCUUGAAAUAAGCCUGUUAUACUUCAGCUUUAUUUAUUGUAAUACUUUGCCAAGUGAAGGUACCGGAAGGGCAAUAUACUAUAGCAGCUGGAUUAAUCAGUGAAUGAAUUAAUAUAGUGUUUUAGAAUGUCAGAUGUUCUCUCCCCUUACUUGAUCUAUUAUAUUUUAUUUCUUCCGGGUCAAUGCACUGAACCUGCUUUGCAGCAAUGGGACUGCCUGCAUUCAUGCAACUUACAAGCACGUUUGUCGGUACUAUGAGAUGUGUACACUUUUGAUGGUUAAUGCUUUUGCUUGAGAUCGAUACUGAUGUGAUUGAUGCAUAGAAAUACUAAAAGCUAUCUUUGCAUCUUUUUUGUUUCUUUUGUAAGUCAGACGUUACCUGAACACUUGUAUUUAGGACCACUUAAUAUGAUAGAUUUUUUAAAUAAGAGGUUAAAUAAACUUUGUCUAGUGGUGUGUAAAUUGAAAGUAAUGUAUUUUGUUUUCUUUUUUAAGUAUAACAAAUGUAAAUUAUGUACAAUAAUGAGUGUGCCAAUCCCCUUUCUUUGUAGAGCCAGACUCUAAACAAGUGCCAAUGUGAAAAAUCAUAAAAAGGACAUAUGUAUUUCAUGUUCAAAUUUUUAAAACAAAUAAACACUAAGUACAUGAUUAAGAUAAAUGAAAAUGGACAACUUUAUUCUGUAUUUAGGAUUAAUGAUGAACUGCUGUUUUUAAAUGUAAUUUUAAUUGCAUGUGUUUGUUGGGGGUGGAAGGGGAGGAAACGGUAUUAAUGCAAAGCCCUCCAGAAAAGGGUCCUAAUGGUUAUUGAUUUACAGUAUUUUAGCCAUAUUUCUCUUUUGUAUGUUUCAUUUCAACCACUGUUGCCUGAACCUCAUUCAAACAUGAAAAUGAUUUUCAUAGCCUUCUCCUUCAAAGAAAAAUUAUCUGUUUUUAAUUGGAAUAAAAUGUGUUCCUAUACUC
This is a messenger RNA of Salvelinus namaycush (lake trout), 6755 nucleotides long. RefSeq names its product guanine nucleotide-binding protein subunit alpha-11-like. The transcript is spliced from 7 exons. The record is from RefSeq and is a predicted model, not a curated record. The coding region runs from base 1011 to 2090 and encodes 359 amino acids. Gene Ontology annotation, cellular component: heterotrimeric G-protein complex. Gene Ontology annotation, biological process: adenylate cyclase-modulating G protein-coupled receptor signaling pathway; phospholipase C-activating dopamine receptor signaling pathway; action potential. Gene Ontology annotation, molecular function: G protein-coupled receptor binding; guanyl nucleotide binding; G-protein beta/gamma-subunit complex binding. NCBI's taxonomy places the organism in Eukaryota, Metazoa, Chordata, Actinopteri, Salmoniformes, Salmonidae.